CGAAUGGCUGUGAGUCUGUGACGUUGUAGGUAUCCUAGGGAGUGGAUAAGAAGAAAGUGCUAAACAUCCAAGGCAAAGGGACAAGGCGUUAAUUUCUACACAGGCUGUAACGUUAACAGUGUGACUGGCAGUCCUCCUUGCGAAGGAAGGAGAGGCACCAGAGACCAUGAGUGAGAAUGGCCCUCAUACGGAGGCGCCCAUGUACUUUGAGGUGGAGGUGGAUCACCUGGAGCGGGAUGAUGAAGAAGAAGACAAGAUCCACUUUGACAAAGACGACGACCUGAUCGCUGGGCCUUCAUCGUCUUCUGGUCGGGUGUAUGACCGAACCACAGUGCUCAUUGAGCGGGACCCUAUCCGGCUGGAUGAGGAGGGCGAGGAAGAGGGUCACUGUGGAGGGGACGAAGAUGGAGUCACCUUCUUAACUGAGGGAGAAGGUGACGGAGAUGAGGAAGAGGGCUCCCUGGCCUUUAUGGCCGACCCUGAUGGUAUGUCACAGGGUUAUGUGCACCACACCAUUUCUGCAGACCAGAUCCAGUUCACAAUAAAUCCAGGCUCCACACCCAUGCCACGCAACAUAGAGGGAGCCACCCUCACCCUGCACUCUGAGUGCCCAGAGACCAAGCAGAGAGAGGUAAAGCGCUACCAGUGCAUGUUUGAGGGCUGCACAAGGACGUACAGUACGGCGGGAAACCUGCGAACACAUCAGAAGACUCACCGGGGGGAGUACACAUUCGUGUGUAAUCAGCAGGGCUGUGGAAAGGCCUUCCUCACUUCUUACAGUCUCAAGAUCCAUGUCCGUGUUCACACCAAGGAGAAGCCGUUUGAGUGUGAUGUGCAAGGCUGUGAGAAAGCCUUUAACACACUGUACAGACUGAAAGCACACCAGAGACUUCACACAGGCAAAACAUUCAACUGUGAAUCGGAGGGAUGCACAAAGUACUUUACCACACUCAGCGACUUGAGGAAGCACAUUCGCACACACACUGGGGAGAAGCCAUUCCGGUGUGACCACGAUGGCUGUGGCAAAGCUUUUGCUGCAAGUCAUCACCUAAAAACACAUGUACGGACUCACACAGGGGAGAAGCCAUUCAACUGUCCCAGUGACGGCUGUGAGAAGACUUUUAGCAGCCAGUACAGUCUUAAGAGUCACAUUCGGGGCCACGACAAAGGACAGCCCUUCAGCGUCACCCUCACCCACCCGCUCUCUGAAGAUGCAAAUCACUCGCUUUGCCUCAGUGACUUGAGCCUCAUCUCUACGGACUCAGAGCUACGUGAGAACAUCCAUAAUGCUCAAAAUUUGGACCUCAACAACGUGACCCCUGUGAAAAUCUUUGAGCUAAUGUUCCAGAGUCCUGAAAAUAGUGUCAGCCAAGAUGAUGCCCAUCACAACGAGAGCCUUGCUGAACCCUUCAGCCUAGAGACCUCUACCCAAGCGGGAGUUACUGAUGCCUCGUCUCUCAUCUCUUUCUCUAUCAACCCUACCUCCUCAUCUUCCUGUCCCCACACAGCUGCAGUCAUGGAGGCUUCUUCCCAGCUCAGUCAGACCUCUUCCUCUCAGGCCUCCACCUCUGUCUCUGUCACUGCUACUGUCAGCUCCGCACAGCCUCCAUCUUUCAUGCAACUAACCGGGCCUCAGCAGAUCUCUGAUGUGCCGGCUCAGGCUUCUGUCCAAGCACCUAACCAUGGCCCCUCUCAGCACUAUGUGUCACUGCCACCCACAUUCUUACAGCCGGACAGUGCUACCCAGACCACAGCUCUACCACUACCCAUCUCUGGUCCUCCUCCAGUGGCUCCAGCACUGACCACCACAGCACCAGGCACUGCUUCUGUGUCUGUUGUUGCAGGUGCCACAACAGAUGCUCUGGCAGCUGUGGCUCAACCUGUGCCUUUGGUCAACAACCCUGUCCCCAAUUCUUGCCCGGGUCUGGCUCCCACCCCUGCCACCAUCACCAUAGCGCCCACCCAGAACCUGCUACAGCCCAGCUUGGUCAUGUCUGACCAGAACCUCCAGUGGAUCCUCAGCAGUGCUGCCAGCAGCCAGCAGAACCCAGAGCAGGCAUCACAUCAAGGAGCGCCAAAAGUGGAAAAGGUUUUCUUCACUACAGCAAUACCAGUUGGAGGAAAUGCUGGUAACUCAGUCCAACAGAUCGGCCUCAGCCUGCCAGUCAUCAUCAUCAAACAGGAGGAAUCCUGCCAGUGCCACUGUGCCUGCAGGGACUCUGCUAAAGACAAGAGUUCGAAGAGCGUCUCCUCCAUCGUUUCAACCCCAGCACAGCAGCAACCAUCAGAGCCCCCUCCUCCCUCUCUAUCACAGCCCCCAGAGCCUUCCCACCAUCCAGCCAUUUCAUCUUCCUCGUGCUGUCUCCCUGAGUCUUCCUCCAAGGUGGGUGGGGUGACCCUGGAGGCCCCCUCUUCUUCUUCCUCCUCCUCAGCUCAGACUUUCUCCACGAUAGAGAGCAGCACUGCCACCACCAACCCCCCCCCAUCUGACGGGUUAGCCAAUAUGGACGUCUCGGACUUCCUCUCCCUGCAGAGCCCUGAGACAGCUGCCAACAUUGAGGCUCUGCUGCUGGUCGCGGAUGACUUCAACAUGGCCACUGAUGGCAAUCCUUAGAAGAGCUGCCUUCUGAGUCUGGCACCAUGUGUUUUUCUGUUGCACCCACUCAACCACGGGCAUCGAUUCCACCCACAUCUCGAGUCACUCUCCUCUGUGACGCCUCGUCUUUUUUCCUAUAUAGUGUGCGCUUUGAACCCCCUGUACCUGCAGUGCAUUCUGUUCUGUAUAGCAUUUUGAAACAUAUAUACACCAACUAUGAAUACUUUCUCUUUUGAGACUCAUUGCAGUAGUUGAGUUUUUAGAAACAGGAUUAGUUUGCUUAUUGAGAUUUAGCAACGUUAAUGCUAUUUAAUGCAGGGAAAGGGCAGUAGAUCCUUUGUUAGAAAUAUAAUUAAAAUGUAUAUAAUAACCUUUGAUAUCCACUCUGAUUUGAAUGAAACAAGCGAGUGUUGUCCAAGCACUGAUAGCAAAAGAGUUCCUUUUUCCUGGCUUGAAGGUCACAGGGCCUGAGCAGGAAAACAAAACUUAUCUGUAUAUCCUUGUACUGUACUGCAGGUCCUAACAAAUGCUCAAAGCUGGUAUGCAACUGACCAGAAUGCACUGUAUAUUAGAGGAAUUUGAUAUAAUUUUAUCAAGCAUUGCUCCCUGCAGGAAUUCCAAGGGGUCGGCCACAUAGACCCACAUAUGGCUAUCAUACAAGAUUGAAGUGAUUUCCUCAGUGUUUUUUAUUUUCUAGAAAGACUAGCGUAGUCCAGAAAAUGUGAUGAUUCUUUUGUACUUCUUUUGACAGUUAUUUACUAAUUGAGAGAAGAACCUCUGAUCAGAUCUGCCUUUCUCUUUAAGUGAAAUUAAGUCAGUACAUCAAUAAGUUGCCUAUAACUUAAACUAAUUUAAAAUUGUACAUGUUAAUUUAUUUAAAUGCUUGAUUCUUUCAUUAUACUGGUAAUACUUUUAUCUUCAAGAGAGCAGAAAAAUCUAUUAAUUUAUUCCAAUCACUUGUUGUAUUUUUUAAGUUGAGCUGUUUUUGUUACUGAAUUGCUUUCCUUUUGAGAACGUAAUGGGUAUUACUGAAAGCAAGUUUGAGAAAAGAGGCACCUAUAGUAGACUGCACAGUGAAGCAAAUUAUCCUCUAGGAUCUGCAUGUUUGCAAAAAUAGUCCACAAUGAAACAGUAAGAAACUGCUGUCAACAUCCCGUGUUUUAUAGGGUUGUGACCCUCUCAGGGAUGCAUCAAGUCAUAACUGAUCCUGGUCCCCUUAAUUUGUUACUCAGACAUGCGUUCUCCUUACCAGAUGCCCCACACUUGCAGUAGCCCUACGUUUUGCUGCACUCGUCCCUGUUUAUUGCACACCACCUUGUAAAGUGAGUAAUCUGACAGCUUGUUAGCUGAGGUGCAACACCACUACAGACUUUUUGUAUACAACUGCUGUAAAGUAGCAUUUAAAAGAUGGUGUCCUGGAGACAGUGUAUAUACAUUACAUUUUAGUGUAAACAUCUUUGAGAAACUUGUAGAUUAUUCUAGAAUUUGUAUUUUUGUAUAGACUUUUGAAUUACUAACUCUCAGAGUUUGGAGCUAAUGUAUACCCUCUAUCCUUGCAUUCCCUCCCCCAGUCACCUUCAUGCAGAAAAGUUUGAGUUUUUGCUGUUUGGUUGAGUAGUUCUAAAAGCAGCUGGGCUUCUGUACAGUCCCCAUUGUAACAAAAUAUAUCUAACACACAGCCCCCUGCUCAGAGUAUAAUUUAACAGUAUUGUUUCGCAUGGGACAUAAUGCAAUGAUGAUAGCGCGAAGGCAUUAUGCCCCGUAUACUAGAGUGUAGAGCUAUUUGGCCUUACAACAUUAACUAAGAGCCUCCUUGCCUUGACAGUCUCUGCUACAGACUUGCCAUUGACAUGCUGACGCACGCAUCUUCAUUGAGUCUCAGGCAACCCCUUCCAGCAGGAGAUCACACUGAGGCAAAGUCACUGAGACAGAGCAGCUUAUAUGCUUGUAUCGUUUUCCAGCUGUAAUCCUUGGGAAGUCAUAAAUGGAUAUGCAGCAUUUCUAAAAAGAUAGAAUCAGCUACGUAACAGAUGCAGGUGAUGCCAUUCUACUUUUUAGUUCCAGGUUGUAGGAUCAAAAUUGACAUGUCAUUUAUAAUGACAUGUGAUUGUAAGGACACAUCCUGGAGAGAUUCUCUCUGUGGGAAAUAACCAAGGUUAACUUUAAAAAUAUGCAACAUGUCAAGAGGGUCAAAAAAAAAAAAAAAAAAAAAGCCAUCACCACUAGAACAU
Molecule: messenger RNA, 4827 nt
Organism: Xiphias gladius (swordfish)
Lineage: Eukaryota; Metazoa; Chordata; Actinopteri; Istiophoriformes; Xiphiidae
Gene: mtf1
Product: metal-regulatory transcription factor 1
Exons: 11
Coding region: 167-2614 (815 amino acids)
Biological process (GO): regulation of transcription by RNA polymerase II
Cellular component (GO): nucleus
Source: RefSeq, a predicted model, not a curated record